AUGCCUUUGCCACAGUCAUCUGUUAUGGAAUUAAGGAGCAACAAACUUAUGCGUAUGGAGUUGAGCUAUGACAAAAAAUUAUUAUCAUCAGAAUUAAUUUGUUUGUUGAACAAUUUGACUCCUGAACAGAAGAAAAUAUAUGACCAAGUGUUAUCUACAGUCAAAAGUAAUAAUGGUGGCAUGUACUUUGUUUAUGGCCAUGGUGGAACUGGAAAAACAUAUAUAUGGAAUACAUUAAGCACCUCCUUACGUUCUAAGGGAAAGAUUGUUUUAAACGUAGCUUCAAGUGGUAUUGCCUCAUUAUUAUUGCUAGGAGGUAAAACUGCUCAUUCUCAAUUUCGCAUUCCAAUUGCAGUUAAUGAAAAUUCAAUUUGUAAUAUAAAACAUGGUAGUCAUCUUAGUGAACUGCUUAUCAACACUUCCCUAAUAAUAUGGGAUGAAGCACCCAUGGCUAAUAAAUUUUGUUUUAAGGCUCUUGAUAAGUCUCUGAGAGAUAUCAUGAAAGUUCAACAAGUAGAUGCUGCGUUAAGGCCCUUUGGUGGCAAAGUUAUUUUGCUUGGUGGUGACUUUCGACAAAUUCUUCCAGUUGUGCGAAAAGGUAGUAGAGAGGAUAUUGUAUUUGCUGCAAUCACUUCUUUAUACUUAUGGAAAGAUUGUAAGGUUUUUACAUUGACUAAAAAUAUGAGACUAUUGACCAAUGCAACAUCUAAAGAUGCAAUGAGAGUUCAAGAAUUUGCAAACUGGAUUAUCUCAAUUGGUGAUGGAAAAGUUGACGACAACCAUAAAGAAGCAGAAGAAAUUACAAUUCCAGAUGAGUUAUUGUUAAACCCUACUCAAGAUCCUCUUAGGUGUAUUGUUGAUUCCACUUAUCCAGAACUGCUACAGAAUAUACAUAGUGCAUGUUAUUUCCAAGAGCGUGCUAUCUUAGCUCCAACAUUAGUAGUUGUUGAUGAAGUCAAUGAAUAUGUUUUAUCUAUGCUCCCUGGUGAUGAAGUUUGCUACUUAAGCGCAGAUACAGUUUCCAAACAAGAUGAAAUAGGAGGUGCUUUACAGGAUAUUCACUCGCCAGAAUUCUUGAAUUCAUUAACAAUGUCAGGAAUACCUAAUCAUGAAAUCAAGCUUAAAGUAGGGGCUCCUAUUAUGCUCAUGUGA
This is a messenger RNA of Prosopis cineraria, 1152 nucleotides long. RefSeq names its product ATP-dependent DNA helicase PIF1-like. Gene Ontology annotation, biological process: telomere maintenance; DNA repair. The record is from RefSeq and is a predicted model, not a curated record. Bases 1 to 1152 code for a protein of 383 amino acids. Gene Ontology annotation, molecular function: DNA helicase activity. The transcript has a single exon. Lineage: Eukaryota; Viridiplantae; Streptophyta; Magnoliopsida; Fabales; Fabaceae.